Acanthocheilonema viteae is the source of this 1077-nucleotide messenger RNA. The record is from the annotation of a GenBank genome assembly. Lineage: Eukaryota; Metazoa; Nematoda; Chromadorea; Rhabditida; Onchocercidae.
AUGAUUAAUUUCUUCUAUUGUUCGCUUAUCAAAGAUUUGAAGCUCAACGGUAAUCAGAACAAAUUAGCUAUCGACACGAAUAUGGUAGAUAAUAAAACCGAACCGGACGAUGAUUCAGCAAUAUCGGUUAGCAUCGAUGCUGUAGAACGCAUGCAAACUAUCGGAACCGGAUCGUUUGGUCGAGUAUACUUGGCACGUGAUAAUAAUACUAAAAAAUAUUACUAUGCGCUUAAAAAAAUGUCAAUCAGUAAAGUAAUUUUAACACGGCAAAUAAAUCACGUUUUUUCCGAGAAGAAAAUUUUGGCUUCACUUACACAUCCUUUCAUCGUUAAAAUGUAUAGUUCGAAAUGUGAUGGGCAAAAUUUGUAUAUUUUAUUUGAAUAUAUCCCCGGUGGUGAGCUAUUUUUUUAUCUGCGAAAUGUUCAACGAUUUCCUGACACAACCGCUCGAUUCUAUGCAUGCGAAGUGAUAUUAGCAUUGGAAUUUUUGCAUUCUAAAAAUAUCGCUUAUCGUGAUUUGAAACCUGAAAAUUUGAUGUUAACAAAAAUUGGCCAUUUGAAGUUAACCGACUUUGGAUUUGCUAAAGUUAUCGACAACAAGACAAAUACAUUAUGUGGAACGCCGGAAUAUUUGGCACCAGAAGUGACCGAUGGUAAAGGUUAUGAUAAAGCUGUCGAUUGGUGGUCAUUGGGUAUUCUUAUUUAUGAGAUGCUCGCUGGGCUACCACCAUUUCAAGGCGAUACACUCACAGACAUUUAUGAGGAAAUUAUGACCGAUCGGGUAGAUUUCCCGAGAAGUAUGGAUUUCUUUACAAAAGAUCUCAUAAAGAAACUGCUCCAAUCAGAUCCCGCAAAACGAUUAGGUAAUUUAGAAGGCGGUGCUGAGGAUAUCAAAAUUCAUAAAUGGUUUAAUGAUAUAAUAUGGGAUGAUGUUAUCAAUAUGAAAAUAACGCCGCCAAUCAUCCCAAAAUUACAAUCCACUGGCGAUACCAGCAAUUUUGAUGAUUAUGACGAAGAAUGUGAUGAAGACAAAAUGAUACCAACUCAGGAAGAAAUCGAUCUCUUUCAUGAUUGGUGA